AUGUGGAGGACGCGGUGUGAAGAAACUAACGUCAAGGCAGUGGGUUUUGUGUGUGUGUGUGUGUGUGUGUGUGGCAAAGGAGUACACACGGUGCUGAGUCGGCAUGAGGCGUUUGGCUUGCACCAGACUGUGCGUCCAUGGGCGUGUGUGCCUUUGCAGGGCCGCGGCAAAGGCCAGACUCGUUGUGGUAGUCCGGAUUGA
Bipolaris victoriae FI3 is the source of this 201-nucleotide messenger RNA. RefSeq lists its product as hypothetical. The record is from RefSeq and is a predicted model, not a curated record. The transcript has a single exon. The coding region runs from base 1 to 201 and encodes 66 amino acids. Lineage: Eukaryota; Fungi; Ascomycota; Dothideomycetes; Pleosporales; Pleosporaceae.